Messenger RNA from Myzus persicae (green peach aphid), 2101 nucleotides. RefSeq lists its product as uncharacterized. Bases 679 to 2079 code for a protein of 466 amino acids. The transcript is spliced from 10 exons. The record is from RefSeq and is a predicted model, not a curated record. NCBI's taxonomy places the organism in Eukaryota, Metazoa, Arthropoda, Insecta, Hemiptera, Aphididae.
UAUACAAAAUUAAUUAAUUAUAUUCAUUAUUCAACACAAUUUUCUGAAAAAAUAAAUAUUCGAUUAUUCGAACAUUUUAUGAUUGAUAAGGUGAUAUGAGUCAAAAGUGAUAAAGAAAAAUCGACGACGAGUGACGACACAAUAUCACUGAACCGCGAUAAAGAAAACUAUAACUGGUAUAAUAUUAUACUUUAUACCUAAAUCAUAGUUCAGUGCUGCAGCAGCUGCUGUCUACCAUUUAGCGCUAACUCUAGUGGACAAAAUCGGAAACUUAAAGCGUAUUGCCGUAUUGUUAGAAUUUCAUAAACGGUGUGUUUAAAAAUAAUUUUAUUGUUUUGCUUUGCGAAGACGAGUUUGGGAUUUUACAAGUGUAUAUAUCGACUAUCGUGCAUACCGCAUUACUGCAUUACCGCAUUUGGUUUGAUAUUUCUAAAACUAUACCUACUCUGAGUACACGUGUACACAUGGUACCAUACAUAUAUUUAAAUAUUUUAUGACUACAAUUUGGUUAGGUUAUUAAGUUUGUCCAGUGUCCACGUUAUUGUGUGAAGUGUGUAACAGUCCAGUACGAAAUGUCUCGCUAAAGUCUUGUUUUGUGUAGUGUUUCAUUGUUGUCCGUACGCAGUACGCACUACUACACUAUAUACUGAUGAUUAUGUUUUUUAGAGGAAGCUAAAAAUGUCCAACAACUAUAGUAUAAUCGUAUUUACUGAGGACAAUACAGUUGAAGCAGUUCCUACUAGUUGGGUAAAAAAAAAAGAUGGAACUUGUGCAUGGCCAACUACUAAAAGUAGAAGUGUAAUUAUGAAACUAAUUGAAAAAAAAAGUGUCCCCAAUGAAAUUCAAUUUAAAUAUUACAAAGCAAUAGUGAUGAAAACUUGUGAAUCACUUACUAAUGCCCGAAAAAUGGCAGAAAAGGGAGAGACGAACAUAGACAUAUCGUCUACUGAUGAAAGUGAUAUGAUGAGAAACAAGAAAAAAAAACCAAAACUGUUAUUGGACUGUAGUGAUCCUUCUUUAUCGUGCCCCACGUAUUCUGCUUCUGAUGAUGAUUCUGAAAAUGAUAUGAAGUCAAAAUCGCAUAGAUUAAAGGGAUUAUGGUCACCUCCAAGUAAAAAGAAAUUUAAAAGUCAAUCAGAACCUCAAGAAUCAGCAACAUAUUCUACAUAUUCUGAUGUGAAUAUAAUAAAAUCAUCAGCAGUUCGAAGAAUUUCUUAUAGUGAUUCCGAUAGAAAUGAAAAUAUAGAAAUAACUACAGAAUCAUCCUUACUGAAAGAUAUUGAAAAUGACAGCAGUAUUCAACCCAUAAACAUGGAAUUUGUUGAAUUGGAUAGACUAUUAAAUAAUGAUGAUGAUAUUGAUUAUUCUAAUGAUUACAUCACCAUUGGUGCCAAUGAUAGCAGUGUACUUGAUAAAAAUACAACAGCUGCAGGUGCAGUUACAUCUGUAACACCUUCAGAUAAACAAAGCUCCACUGCUAAACAACAAUUGAUGAUCAUGAAAAAUGGAAAACAAGAAUUGAAAUUUAACACAUCACCGAUAAACCCUGAUACAGAAUUUCAAAAAGAAGUCCUAUAUAAAUUAUCAUUCAUCAAACAUGAACUAAGGAGAAUCAUGAGCAACCAAAUGGAAUUGGGCCAAAGAAUGGAGAAUUUGCAGGAGACUCAAAAUAUCAGUAAUAUGCAAACAGCUGCAGCUAAUAAUAACGAAAACUUAAAAGAUAUAUCUGGUUUACCGUUGAACACUAUCUCAGACUUAAAUGAAUUUAAUCAGAAAUUAUCUGAAGAUGAAACAUUUUGUAAUAAUGUGAUAAAUCAACUAACAUAUAUAGGAGGAAAACAUUUUAAGGCAAUGAUAAAAAGAAUAAUGGCUAAACUUUUUACCGAUGAACUCUUAAAAUUGUUUUCAUAUUCUGGUAAAAAAGGAAAAACCAAAUUUUCUGACCAAAUGAUUUGUCCUAUUAUUUUUGAUGCUGUAAGAAAACAAUCCAAAUUUAAAAAUGUAACUCAGAAUGAAAUGGAAGAAGUAGUUAAGUAUGUCCUUGCCCAAGCUCCUUUCAACAUCAAAAGACUUAAAUGAUUAUUAAAAUUUUUUUUUUUAU